GUUUGAGGCUUUUCAGCUUGCUCUAUAGGUUCUUCAUCUGGGUUUUGCUUCAUACAAAUCUAGAAGCUUGGUUUUGCUUUCAAAAAGAGCUUUUGGUGAUAAGAGCUUAUCACUGUGAAACUGCUACUUGUUUGAAUAUUCAUUUCGCAGCAAUGGAUUGUUCAUCAUGGAUUAACACUUCCUUGGAUCUCAACAUUAAUCCCUACAGAGUUCAUGAAGAAUUUCCAAAAAAGGUGGAAAACAAUUUUUUCUCAUUGGGGAUGAGGAAGUCUUCUGUAAAAGAAGAGUCCUCUGGUGCCUUGGUGGAGGAGCUAAAGCGGGUGAGUGCAGAAAACAAGAAGUUGACCGAAAUGCUCACAGAGAUGUGUGAGAAUUAUAACACUUUGCGAAGCAACUUGAUGGAAUAUAUGAGGAAGAAUCCUGAGAAGGAGCUUAGUUCAUCGAAGAAAAGGAAGUCCGAAGGCAGCAACAACAAUAGUAAUCAAAUGGGAGUUAAUGGAAACUCUGAGAGCAGCUCAACUGAUGAAGAGUCAUGCAAGAAACCGAGGGAAGACACAAUCAAAGCAAAAAUUUCCAGAGUUCAUUUCAGGACCGAAGCAUCUGAUACCAGCCUUAUUGUGAAAGAUGGAUAUCAGUGGAGGAAAUAUGGGCAAAAAGUGACCAGGGAUAACCCUUCUCCAAGAGCAUACUUCAAAUGCUCUUUUGCUCCAAGCUGCCCAGUAAAAAAGAAGGUGCAAAGAAGUGUUGAUGAUCAAUCUGUUUUGGUUGCAACUUAUGAAGGAGAGCAUAAUCAUCCCCACCCUUCUCAAAUGGAAGCAACAUCAGGCUCCAACCAUGGUAUGACCAUAGGUUCAGUACCUUGUUCAGCGUCUCUUAACACUUCCGCACCAACAGUUACCCUUGACUGGACAAAAUCUAAGUCCAGCAACGAUGUUGUCAAGAAAAAAGAUCCCAAAAUUGAGUCACCGGAAGUCCCGCAGAUUUUGGUGGAACAGAUGGCUACUUCCUUAACCAAGGAUCCCAAUUUCAGAGCAGCACUUGUUGCCGCUAUCUCAGGAAGAAUGUUGCACAAUAAUUAAGUACAACAUUAGUGUAGUAUUCUAUAAAUGGAUCAUUUUUAGUGUAAAUACAAAGUAGAAACUUGGGACAUAUUCCUCAAUUUGAUCCUUAAAAGUGGGAAUUGAGUUCCGCUUAGGAUAGCAUGUUAGAGCUGAUUACUAUGCAUAGCUAAUCAAGCUCAGCUCACUAUUCCUUACUCUUCUGCAACAAGGUAAAGAAUUAGGAUAGCUCAAAUCAGAUUUCCAAAUUAAGUUCUUGCAAAAAUUUGU
Molecule: messenger RNA, 1328 nt
Organism: Gastrolobium bilobum
Lineage: Eukaryota; Viridiplantae; Streptophyta; Magnoliopsida; Fabales; Fabaceae
Product: probable WRKY transcription factor 40
Exons: 5
Coding region: 153-1079 (308 amino acids)
Biological process (GO): regulation of DNA-templated transcription
Molecular function (GO): sequence-specific DNA binding; DNA-binding transcription factor activity
Source: RefSeq, a predicted model, not a curated record